AUGUUUGAAGAACCAAUCAUGGAAUCAAUGCUUGAUUAUAAUUAAUCUCUAACUUUAGAUUAGAAAUUGCAGACCAUGAAUUUCCCUCUAAAAACUCUUUCAGAAGUCAAAGAGAGAUAUAAAUAUCAAAUUGAUUAUUCCACUUUGCAAGAAAGAAAAUUCAAUCUUAGAAAAACUAGAUAGCCUCUCAUUAUAUUUUCAUCAACUGAUAUUAAUUUACCUCCAACAAGAACUGAAUUAAGAGUCAAAUCAGUAAUAUCUCCAGAAAUUAAUGAAACUCUCUUAUUUGUUUUUGCAUAGCCCAAUAAUUUUAAAAGUAGAAGUUUAAGUUUCAGAAAAAAGCGCUAAUGA
This is a messenger RNA of Paramecium sonneborni, 351 nucleotides long. NCBI's taxonomy places the organism in Eukaryota, Ciliophora, Oligohymenophorea, Peniculida, Parameciidae. The record is from the annotation of a GenBank genome assembly.